AUGCCGAUUUCAAGAAUCGCUAUCGGAUCUCCGGUGGAGGCCAGUCAACCGGAUGCCAUCAAGGCUGCCGUGGCUGAGUUCAUUUCAAUGUUGAUUUUUGUUUUUGCCGGUGAAGGCUCUGGCAUGGCUUUCGCUAAGCUUACAGACAAUGGAUCGACAACGCCGGCUGGCCUCCUUGCUGCAUCAAUAGCACAUGCUUUCGCACUUUUUGUAGCUGUUUCCGUCGGUGCCAACAUCUCCGGCGGCCACGUGAACCCUGCUGUCACCUUUGGUGCCUUUGUUGGUGGUCACAUCACAUUGUUUAGGAGCAUCCUAUACUGGAUUGCUCAAUUGCUUGGAUCUGUUGUUGCAUGCUUGCUUCUUAAGUUUGCCACUGGUGGACUCGAAACAUCAGCUUUUGCACUUUCAUCAGGAGUGACGGUUUGGAAUGCACUCGUUUUUGAGAUAGUGAUGACCUUUGGACUUGUUUACACAGUUUAUGCUACUGCAGUUGAUCCAAAGAAGGGUAAUUUAGGGAUAAUUGCCCCCAUUGCCAUUGGCUUCAUUGUGGGUGCCAACAUCUUAGCCGGUGGUGCCUUCGAUGGUGCUUCCAUGAACCCGGCCGUUUCUUUCGGCCCUGCUGUGGUCAGCUGGACAUGGGACAGCCACUGGGUCUACUGGCUCGGUCCAUUUGUCGGUGCCGGAAUUGCUGCUCUGGUCUAUGAAAUCUUGUUCAUUAACCAGAGCCAUGAGCAGCUCCCUACAAGUGCAGAAUACUAA
Molecule: messenger RNA, 759 nt
Organism: Fraxinus pennsylvanica
Lineage: Eukaryota; Viridiplantae; Streptophyta; Magnoliopsida; Lamiales; Oleaceae
Source: the annotation of a GenBank genome assembly